Siniperca chuatsi (mandarin fish) is the source of this 1200-nucleotide messenger RNA. It is a transcript of the gene fth1a, whose product is annotated as ferritin, heavy polypeptide 1a. Gene Ontology annotation, biological process: intracellular iron ion homeostasis; iron ion transport. The transcript is spliced from 5 exons. Gene Ontology annotation, molecular function: ferric iron binding; ferrous iron binding. Gene Ontology annotation, cellular component: cytoplasm. Bases 347 to 880 code for a protein of 177 amino acids. The record is from RefSeq and is a predicted model, not a curated record. NCBI's taxonomy places the organism in Eukaryota, Metazoa, Chordata, Actinopteri, Centrarchiformes, Sinipercidae.
CGGUCAGUGACGUCAAGGCCCAUGCCAUCUGGUUAUCUUCGAAGCUCAGGCCGAAACUCGUAGUUGAUCCUCUCGUUAGCGGACAGUGAAGGUUACCUGCUUCAACAGUGCUUGAACGGCAACCUUUCAGCUGUCUUCAGACACCACAGGACGGGAAUCAUCGCUUUGAUCACUCAGACGACCGUCGAUAACAUCAAAUUUAAAUUUACCUUAAAACAUCAGCUAACGUUAGCCAAAUUAUCCUAAACACAUUUAGCUUGCUAGCUAACUGUUUUGCUAACAACGCAAGCCACUCAGACAUCUUUUCGACCUCCUCACAAGAAGACCCGCCACUGAAAUUUGAACCAUGAGCUCUCAGGUGAGACAGAACUUCCACCAGGACUGCGAGGCUGCAAUCAACAGGCAGAUCAACCUGGAGCUGUAUGCCUCCUAUGUCUACCUGUCUAUGGCGUACUACUUUGACCGGGAUGACCAGGCAUUGCACAACUUUGCCAAGUUCUUCCGUCAUCAGUCCCACGAGGAGCGUGAGCAUGCUGAGAAGCUAAUGAAACUGCAGAACCAGAGGGGGGGAAGGAUCUUCCUACAAGAUGUCAAGAAGCCAGAGAGGGAUGAGUGGGGCAGUGGUAUUGAGGCCCUUGAAUGUGCCCUGCAGCUUGAGAAGAGCGUGAACCAGUCCCUGCUGGACUUGCACAAGCUCUGCUCUGAUCACAAUGACCCACAUUUGUGUGAUUUCAUUGAGACACACUACCUGGAUGAGCAGGUGAAGUCCAUCAAAGAGCUGGCAGACUGGGUGACCAACCUGCGCCGCAUGGGAGCUCCUCAGAAUGGCAUGGCCGAGUACCUGUUUGACAAACACACCCUGGGCAAAGAAAGCAGCUAAAUCCUUCCAGAUCACAUUUACGAAAGCUUUCUAUAUAUGUAUAUUUGUAUCUUGCUUUCCAGUGUUUUCAGAAUAUGAAGCCAUCUGCAUGGUAGUGGCUAGUCAUUUAAACCUGUUAUAUUACUCACAAAUUUAGCUAUUUCCUCCACAUUAGUUACUUCAGUAAUCCCCUGUCCCCAGAGCUGUGAGCUAUUACAUUCACGUCCCACUCUUGUAUCUUGUACCUCUCUCCGCUGUCAGCUAUGCCUGUCAUUUAUUUGCUGUGUUUUAUGCCAGGAGCUGUUAAUCAAACCAAAUAAAACGAACCCUCUGAAUUCUGA